Didymosphaeria variabile is the source of this 1032-nucleotide messenger RNA. RefSeq names its product mitotic spindle checkpoint protein Bub3 (gene BUB3). Lineage: Eukaryota; Fungi; Ascomycota; Dothideomycetes; Pleosporales; Didymosphaeriaceae. Gene Ontology annotation, molecular function: ubiquitin binding. The record is from RefSeq and is a predicted model, not a curated record. The transcript is spliced from 2 exons. Gene Ontology annotation, biological process: mitotic spindle assembly checkpoint signaling. Gene Ontology annotation, cellular component: mitotic checkpoint complex; bub1-bub3 complex; kinetochore. The coding region runs from base 1 to 1032 and encodes 343 amino acids.
AUGUCCAGCCAAUUUGAGCUCGCUCAGAAUCCCACCGACCCCAUAUCCGCUGUCAAGUUUGCGCCAAACUCCUCUUCGCGCCUACUCGUAUCCUCGUGGGACCGAAAUGUUUAUCUCUACGAUACCCUUGCUGAACCGGGCGGCAAGCUUCUGCAGAAGUUCGAGCAUUCCGCCCCCGUACUAGAUGUGUGUUUUGGGCGAGACGACAAUGAGGCCUUCAGCGCAGGUAUGGAUUGGGAAGUGCGCAGAAUCGACUUAGACAGCGGCGCGCAAACCGUGCUAUCAACACAUUCAGCUGGCGUACGCAACGUCUUCUAUUCGGCUCCUCACAAUCUCUUAGUCUCUUCGUCAUGGGACUCCACCCUCCAUCUGCACGACCUCUCACAACCCGGCGAAUUCUCUACAGUGGCGCUUCCCGCAAAAGCAUUCUCCCUCACUGCGUCACCUACAAAGCUCGUUGUAGCCAUGGCCAAUCGCUCAGUCAACAUAUACGAGAUGGACAUGCUGGCACAGGCAGCACAGGCGGGCGGCCAUCAAGACGUGAAGCCGUGGCAGCAGAGGGAAAGCAGCAUGAAGUAUAUGACACGCGCGGUAUCGUGUAUGCCUAACGACGCAGGCUAUGCCAGCUCUAGUAUCGAAGGCAGAGUGGCUGUCGAAUGGUUUGACCCGAGUGAGGAAUCGCAGUCGCGCAAAUACGCGUUCAAGUGCCACCGACAGACGGUUGAGGGACAAGACGUAGUAUACCCGGUAAAUGCGCUGGCCUUCCAUCCCGUUCAUGGCACUUUCGCGUCCGGUGGUGGAGAUGGUGUGGUUGCUUUAUGGGAUGCCGUGCACAAGAGGAGGAUCAGGCAGUACCAGCGGUUCCCCGCAAGUGUCCAGACGAUUGACUUCAGCACCGACGGAAAGUACGUGGCGGUCGGCGUCAGUCCAGGUUUCGAGGACGGUUCGGACGAUGUCCCCGAUGGCGCUAUCAAGGUAUUCAUACGCGAGCUGAGCGACACAGAGGCGAAGGGCAAGGCAUCGAAAAAGUAG